Larimichthys crocea (large yellow croaker) is the source of this 8994-nucleotide messenger RNA. It is a transcript of the gene plag1, whose product is annotated as pleiomorphic adenoma gene 1. The transcript is spliced from 3 exons. Gene Ontology annotation, biological process: regulation of gene expression. Gene Ontology annotation, cellular component: nucleus. Lineage: Eukaryota; Metazoa; Chordata; Actinopteri; Sciaenidae. The record is from RefSeq and is a predicted model, not a curated record. The coding region runs from base 288 to 1724 and encodes 478 amino acids.
CAAGUCCUAGUGCGGUUGCAUCGCAGCGCAUACACAAUGGCUGCUCGAAAGAAGGGAAAGCAAACAAUUUUCAGGCCCGCCGCGUCCAGCAAAAAAUAUGAGAAAAAAAUUAUUAAAAAUUCGGAAAAUAGUUGAAAGUCAAGAAAAACUCAACAGAAAGGAUGCUAAAGCGUCCGGGGGCCCAGAGUCCGGCCUGUGUUGAGCACAUAAAACUGGAUAGAAUAAUUGCAUCAGUACUAGUUGGCCACUGCUCCCCUGUCCAUGUAGCUGGUCUGCCUUAAAGUGCCAUGGCCACGGGAACCCAGGGCCACCGUGACCACAUCCUGGAGAAAGCCAAGCUUGUGCCGCCUAUGGGGAGGCGCAGGAGAGCAGAGGGGAAGCCGAAGAAAAAUUUCCCCUGCCAGGAGUGUCAGAAAGCUUUCAACAGUCUGGAGAAGUUGAAGGUCCACUCAUACUCUCACACAGGAGAAAGACCCUACUGCUGCUCCCACCCUGACUGCACCAAGGCUUUCGUCUCCAAAUACAAGCUGCUACGGCAUAUGGCAACUCACUCGCCAGAAAAAAACCACAAGUGUUCAUACUGUGAGAAAAUGUUCCACCGCAAGGAUCACUUAAAGAAUCACCUACACACUCACGACCCGUACAAAGAGGCGUUCACCUGUCAAGAGUGUGGCAAGAGCUACAACACCAAGCUGGGCUUCAAACGCCACCUCGCCCUCCACGCCGCCAACAGCGGAGACCUCACCUGCCAAGUGUGCCUGCAGCCGUUUCCCAGCACAGGGGUUCUACUGGAACACCUCAAAACACACGCUGGUAAGUCCUCUGGCGGGACCAAAGAGAAAAAGCAUCGCUGUGAGCAUUGUGAGCGGCGAUUUUACACCCGUAAAGACGUGCGACGCCACAUGGUGGUGCACACCGGACGCAAAGACUUCCUUUGCCAGUACUGUGCCCAGCGCUUCGGUAGGAAGGAUCAUCUGACGCGUCACGUGAAAAAGAGCCACGCCCGGGAGCUGCUGAGGGUAAAAACUGAGCCAGCUGAUUCGCUGGAGCCAGUCGUCUACGACUUGGCGCCUGGGGGCAUCAAGGGUGAGCUUCCAGGAAUGCUGACACCGAGGCCGCACCAGCUCAACAUGUACACAGACCCCGUCGUGGACACAGAGCCCUUCCCCAACCCGACACACCCCUUUUCUUUAAAGUACCCGCUGGGCUCCAACUUUACCUCAUACACCUUCUCCUCACAGGAGCGGGAGCAGAAUCUAAAGGGAGAACUGGAGACCUACCUGAUGGAGCUGCAGAGCAGCAUACCCUCCUCAUCCUCUGCAGCCCAAGAACCCCAACUCUCCUCCUCCAAACUUGAGUUGGACACUCAAGUGGGCGUGCUGGAGGAAACGAGCCAGGAGGUGUCCCUGUCCAAAAUGUCCACACCAGUGGCAGCAGCUUCCACAGGCGACUCUCUGGCUUCAUCUUCCUCUCUGAUGGACUUCUCACAGCUUUUCAACUUCCUGCCACUCAAUGGGCCUCCAUACAACCAGGCAGGCAGCAGCGGGGGGCAGGGUGUCGCCUAUCCACCCAAUGAAGAGCCAACACCUCUCGUCCAGCUGCCCACUCAUCCUCCCGAUGGCCCAGAGUCUGCAGAGAAUCCGCUUCAAGGGCUCCCCUCCUCUUUCAUAUCCAACCUGAGCGCACCCACCACACUGCCCCGCUUCCACCAAGCUUUUCAGUGAUCCAGUAUGUACUGCACAUGGCACACAUGCACUCAAACACACACACACACAAACACACACACACAUCAGGCUACACAUCCACACCAGUAAACACCCAAACAAGAUGCCAGUAACACACGUUUAAAGAUGUUAGCACCUCUGUCCAUUUAAUAUGACAACACGAGCAGUAACACACAGCAGAUGCAUGGUGAUCAGCACUGACAGCAGCAAACACACACACACACACACACACACACACACACACACACAUUCACCACCACAAAUCCCUAAUCACGUGUUUACAUAAUGGCGGAAAAAUUAUCCUUUUGUUCUGGCUGUUUAUGCAAAUACAGGUUCCAAAUUCUGGCUUUAGUUUUGAAGUGAACAUGAGUAAACACACAUUUAAUGACAGCAGAGUUCAGCCAUGAUGUGUGCUCACUGUGCACUGCACCACUAACAUGUCAAUCAUACAUUCAUAAAGCAAAAACUGUUUUUCUGCAAUUAUGUGGACAUGGCUUCAUCACAAACAGUCUGAGCUGAGUCAGUCUAAACAUGAAUUAGUCACAUACAUGGCUGAUAACAGUCAUUUGAUUGCAGUGACAUUUGUUUCCUUACAUAACCCCUCCUCCAUGCUUUAGGAUAGAUCUACAGUAGUAUGCAGAUUUUGCAAUGUAUAUAAUUUGUUUUUGUUUUUGUUUAUUUGCAGCACUUUGAACUUUGUGAUGUCGUCUGUCAUCACAGUUGUUUUGUGUCUUUCUUAUUUGUCGUAGGGACCAAUCUGUAGUUUUGGGAUGUUUUUGUCCAUUUACAUCUAUUUCAUCCAUCGUGUACUAUAAAUGACUGCCAACCAUUCUCCAAACCACACUUGAUUUUGGUUGAUUUUUAGUUUUUGCAAUGUUCCCGGAAACUAUUGAGCUUCAUUAGUUUAUAAUCUGGAUGGAAAUCCACUUGCAUGCGUCGGGUAAUCCAUGACAGCGAUUAUGUCUCCUAGUGUUUUCUGUGCACUUAAAACUGCACCUUGUCAGCAGUAAAAGCAGACCUAAUGUUCCCUGUGCUGGAUUACGCAACCCAGUUGCAAGUUUAUUUACAAAAUUUAGUGAAAUUAUUAGAAACCAUCAGCUUCCUGGAAGAAACAUCUCAAAUGCUAUAAAGGAUGUAGCAUAAAGUGUGUGUGAUUAGUAGUAAAUAGUCUAAAACAUGCAAAAACAUCAGCCUGGUCCUUUUGAUCAAUCCAUAAAGCGGAAGUUUAUUCACAUUGUUAUAGACAAGGUACUGAGUAGGAACUACUGAGCAACAGUGUUACAGUUUUACAUUUCAUUUUGGUAGUUAGUGGCUUCUCUGGUCACGUUUUCUCUUAAAACACCCUCCUCUCUCCACCACACAGUAUCCCCAGUUCAUUUAGGAUCAACCAUGUAUCUGAAUCACACACACACACACACACACACACACACACACACACACACUCACACUCACUCAUUCACUGGCGUACUCUAGACACACCGUGUCUUGGUUUCAAACAUGGCUGCGGAGCUGUUCCACUCUCCUGUUGUUAGUGCCAUUGUGCCUUAAACAAUUUUUAUCAAAGACCACAAAGCAAGCACUCCUUCAACAGUGAAGGAAGUUAUUCCUGCAAAAAUGCAUCAUUACACACAUGAAGUAUCUCUUGUAUUUCUUUCCUGUCUGUAGUCAAGUGCCUGUGCCUUUUGUCACUCAGACUUCUGAGAAGUGUAGUUAGAUUGUCUUGUUUGUGACUUUUGGACUGAAACUAAACUUUUUAGUUGUCGAUCAGACGUGAAAGUGUUGAGUGUUUAUAUGUUGUACCUAAUCCUAUUGAACUAGGUACGUAUCAUUAAAGGUCAUUGUGAGGGUGGGUUGCUGAAGUGAACCAUAAAAACACAAAUUGGAGACUACAGUAAACAUUGUCAGUAUUUGAGCCUCAGUAUGACCGACCCCAUCUUAACAGUGAAAUGAAUCUUUCAGUUUACCAAAUGUUCCAGCCACUUUCUAUAUAGAACAUUUAUAAAAUAAAUGAGUUCAGUUUUUCGCAUACAACGUAGAACAAUGUGGAUCUCCUCUAAUAUAUGAAAUUAUCAACGGUAUCCAAAACUUGCCAAAUCGUGCUGGUGUUUUGGUCGUUUAGCCAAAAGAAUGGGAUGUGAAGCAAAUAUUCACAGGAGGGAAUCCUUUAUGAGUGACUGUGCCACACUUUGGUUGUCAUUUCAUUUUUAAAGCCCGACUCUAAAUGUUAACAGUUAACAUGCAGGUCUCCUCUCAGACAUAAUGCAGAUGGAUUGUAAGCUCCAAAAUACUUCAGUUCAGAAUCAGUUCAUCAGUGUGAUGGUGAAAAUAAAAGUCCACAGCCAUGUGCUCUGACUUCCGCAGGCACCACUUCACUUCACAUUCAGCUUAAAGUGGAAGUCACCUUUUUAAAGCAUGUUUUAGUCUUGUAGGCCGUGAAGCCUGUGAACAUGAACUCUCUGAAAGCUAAAAACACGAUGGAGACACAACAACUGAAAUAGUAUGAAGGAAAUAGUUGUUUGCAUUCUGGUUUUCAUGUGAAUGAAAUUCAGUGUAAUUAAUUAUGACAAUGGAAACAGUAUCUAAAUAUUCCAAUAACACUCAAAGGUAAAUAAGAUAUAAAAAAAAACCCAUCAAAUCUGCAGUGCUCAAUUGGUCAUUUAAGACCAAUUUAAGUGUUCAUAUGCAGGCUAACAGGGCUGACUCUGAUGUAUACAAUCAAAGUUUAAUGGAGGACUUCCCUUCCUGUUUCUAUGUUCAGCUUACUGUGGUCUCUAGCUUUAGGGAAGAGUUGUUUCCCUAAAAUGACAUGUUUGCUACUACAAAUGGUUAUAAAGGACUAUAGUGGUGCUUACAGGGGUAAAUGUUUAGGAUUUUAUGCAUAUGAAGCAGAGCAAAGAGCUGGGAUUCACAGCUAACCCUGGAUUAAAGAACAUGUUCAUCGAGUAGACCAAAGCAUUAGUCCGGUUUAUUCUGAACAGAACUAUCAAAUGCAGUCAGAUGUGUCGGGAGAAUGUUUCAGUUGUUUUGGGACAGUGAAGAGUAGUUAUCAAGACUUCUGCCUCAGUUCAAUACAGUGAAGGUGAAAGGGCACUAAUAGUUCAGCCCAGUAUCUUUCUGAAGUGAAAUAGGAAUUCUUGUUGUUACCUGUGGUGGUAGAAGUCUGAAGACCUGGACAAAUGGAAUCCAAAUUGUCUGCAUGGAUAGAUGCCACUAGGGAGAAGAGAAAUGUGUUUGCUUUGGUGAUUUAUGUGAACUACAUGUGUAGUUCAAACAAAUGCAAAAUUCAGAUGCAAUCUUUUUAAAGGACAUGACACGUCUGUGAUUCUUAUCUUUAGAAAGUCUUGAGUUCUUCAGAUGGUAUUUUGUAGUUUCCUUUAGUCAGUUGAUGUUUGCUCGUGAAUCAAGAAGAGAAUCAGUGAGCCUGUGUCGAAUCCUCAGUGCCUCAAUCAGUCCACAGUGACAUAUCUCCACUUUGCCUUCUUUCAACAUGGACAGUAGCUUCCGUAGUGAGCAGACAUGCCUUAUUGUUCAUGUCAUAGCAGCUGUUGUUUCAAAUCAAUGUGGAAAAUAUGAAAGAAAAUAAUGAACAGAUACAUUUUACAUCUAUAUUUCUUUAUACACUGUUAACCAGUACAGUAACAUCCACUAACAUCCCAUCGCACUUGUAAAUGAUUCAUGAUUCCAACAUUUCCAAAAACAUGCUGGAAUGAUGAACAGACAUGGAAUCAAACAUGGAGUCUUAGCUUUGAAUAUUGGCCUUGACUUCAGUGAAGUGUUGGAACAAGCAGAUACUAAAUACAUAGAUGACAAUAAGAGGACCAUCACAUGGAAAGCUGGUGUUCAGAUAAUUUUGUUGACAGCAAAAUAACAAACUACAGUAAGCACUGAUGCAUUGCGUCAACACGUCAGCAGCAGCUAUGUUACAUUUAGAUCAUCUGAAUGUGGUAGUGUUGCAUUGAAUAGUUACUGCAGCUGUUGUUGCUCAUGACGUUGCUUAGUUUUGGGUUAGUUUGUGACCUCAGCAGAUCUUAGGUCACCCUGCUCACAUAGCAUUCUCUACACAAACCUCAGGAGAAAGGCCCAUAGUACCUGAGCAGCAUGUUGUGAUUCUGGGCUGGCUGUAAAUUGUCUGUGAGAUCACAGAGCUCCAUGUGAAGAUGCACCCUGCUGCUGGGAACUAAAAUCACAUCUUUCCACUAAGGUUUACGUAGCGAACCCCAAAUCAUGGAGUAGCACACAGGAUACUGAGAUCACAAAUGUGUUCUCCGGCUGUUGCUAGCUAUAGGCUAUAGACUGUAGUCUGAUACAAUGAACAGCAUUCGAGCAAUCACUCACCUGCAGUGCAGGGCUGGGUAUCGACUGAAAUGUGUGUUUAACACUGAAUACCAAAGUCUAGUGAAAGAUUCAUCCUGUUGUCUUACUCUUUGACCUGAGUUCAAUCACAAUCUGAAUAAAAGCUGAGGGACAACACAUACCUAUCCAAGGUAAUAAAGGGAAAGCAGCACACUCAUAACACAGUUUGGACACACUGCCUUCUUCAGACAAUAUUGGUUACUUUUUACUACUUAUCAGUUAUUACUGUAUUUUACAACUGUUUGUUUAAAUUCAGUUAAUUUUAUUUCUACAGCGCCAAAUCAUAACAGGAGUUAUCUCAUGACACUUUCCAUACAGAGCAGGUCUAGACCGUACUCUUUAGAAUAUUAUUUACAGAGACCCAACAGCAAACCCUUAGUGACAGCGACAAGGUAAAACUUCCUUUAAAAUGUUUGUACAACACUUCAGAUUGAUCUUGUGAUCAAAGUGCCAUAAGGGAAUAAACUCUAUAAGAACCAUCCAUCCACAGCAAACCCAAUUCUUUGUUGAAGGUUGUGAGAUUCUGUUUAAAGGGCUGUACAAAGUCUAGUAAGAGGACCUUCAGUUGAGUUUAUUUUGUUAAACUACUGUUCCUGAGGUCAAGAGUGAACUAACAUGCUCAAUCUUUUGAGUACUGUUGCUUCUUUUGAAAAAUGAAAACAAUGUUUCAGUAUCAGUAUCAGAACUCUGGUAUCAUAUUGACACAUAUUAAAAAUUUCAGUCAAUAAUCAGCCCUACAGCAGCUGAUGUUAGCUGAGCUAUGAUUUCAUAAAAUAAACAUGAACAGACACUUUUUAGAGACAUUGGACUGCACACAAUGUGGCAAAAUCUGAACUUUACAACCUGAUUUGAACUUUUCUUCUUUUUUUUUUCUUUCCCAAAUUCCACCAUUUCCCUUCGACCACAGCAGUUAACAGAUGGUGCAUCUUAGUUCCAUGAAAUGUUUGAUGGAUAUAUAACCCAAUAGUGUUAUCAUUUACCUCACAUACUCAUCGUGUUUUUGUGCUCUGAGAUUCAAAAAUGAUGAUGAUGAACUAGAAGUGUUAAGUCCCCCUGUUCCCUCCUGAGUGACAGGACUUGAUGAGACAAUAUUUUUCUGGGCUGUGUGAAAUGUAGAGUUGAAUGUGUAAUGUUUCAAAGCAUUUAUGGAAGUUUGCUAUUUGUGUCUUGUGAAGGUUUGUGGUUUUACAAGAGAUGUUAGCAAGCCGCUAUUUUUUUUUCAUAGCACUUUUUGUAAAUUGAAUGCCUUUAUUUCCAAUACCUUUUUGUUUAAAACCUUUAUUACAUAUGUAUAGAUGAUAUAUUUAGCUCUUUUAGAGAACAAUAACAUGUAAAUACAAUAUAAAAUGUUUUAUUUUUACAGGUACAAUUUUGAAAGUGUUUUUCCUAUCAAAGUGUCAUUUUUGCUUUACUUGCACAAGUGUUCUGUGUAUCUCAUUGAGGGGUCUUUUAACAAAUAAUGUACCUUGAACACAGAUGUUUGUAGGCCUUCCUGAAGGCCUUCUUUGACUAUUCAACCGCUGGUUUAGGUGAGAGCACAAGCAAUAAUGAAGCUUAAAUGGACGAUUAGAUAGCACUUAAUUAUAUCAUCUUGUCAUGGGUUGUUUAAUUAGCUGUUAAAAAGAAAACAAGAUAUAUGUUCUAUAACUCCCAGGAUGAUGUUGUCCUCCUCGAUCAUCCUUUGACCUCAGUGUGACAUAUUAUGAAAAAGCAUUACUUGAUUUCUUAGUGGUUUCUGUCUGAAAGCUGUUGCAUGAACACAACUUUCCCAAUCAGCUAACUGCAGUUUCAACUUGAUGUAUAGUUCAUAUAGACUGUGUGGCAGAAUCCAGGGAUUUAAUGUGGGGACAAUAAAAGCAACAAACUGUGGAUCAAAGUUGAAAGGAAAAAAAAAAUCUCUACACAUGAGAGAAAGUAGAUCCAGAUUUUGAGUCUGGUAUCAGAUCAAGUUUCUAAUUCUGAAGCUAAUCUAAAUUGUCCUGGGAAACAAAUAGGAAAGCAGAGAGUUGUGUGAUGACCAGGAGAUGCUCUUCAGUGAGAGGCACAGACCUUUAGCAAUUCAUGUCAAACUUCUUUAUAAGCUUCAGUGGUACCAGUGAACUUUAUUGAAUGUGUAUGUAAGAAACACUGCAAUACUGCAAUAUAUUUUGGUAUUGGAUCAAGCUGCUAACCUACUUCUAAAGCUCCUCAAGGUGCUACAGACCUCUUUUCUAGUUCUUAAAUGUAUCGUUUGUACAAACAAAGUAUCCAGUUUAGCUGAACAGUUGGUAGUGUGCCUGGUUGUACUAUACAGUAUAGCUACAUAUAUUUUUAUUGUACUGUGACUUUUGUAGUCUUUUGACAGACUUGCCCGUAAUAUCACAUGCCCCCCCACCCCUUCCCCACCUGUGUGUUGUGAUAUUGGGAAACUGAGUCAUUGUGGGUGAAGUCACUCAGCAGAGAUGAAGACAUCAGCGCUGACACUGAGAAACACGACUCCACGUGACGCCAUUCAGAACGAGCUGAGGAAGUUCAGAGAUGAACUGCAUUCCAGCCAUGUUGGUUUUGUUAUUUACACCAUCUUGUGACAAUGAUGGACUCAAUGCUAAUUCUCAAUAUUCUACUUCAAAUCUAUUUUACAAACUACUGUUAUAUUUUUAUAAAUAUAGGCAAAGUAAUUCACAUAAACAUAUAUAUAUAUAUAAGUAAAUAUAUGUAUAUGUUUAUAGGUUGUUUAAAAUAAAAAUUAAUGCUGCAGCUUUUAUCUGUUGUUCUUUAAACAUUGACAUCAUCCAAAGAGGCAGAUUAUUUAUUGUCUGGCAAAAUAACCUGAUCUGAUUUACAUACCUUGCUGCUAUGAGAGAGAAGAGCUGCAGUCGUCAACUCCAGUGUUUUUACACAAUGUAAUGAAAGUUCAAUAAACAUGAGAAGGAUCCAA